This is a messenger RNA of Drosophila mojavensis, 8358 nucleotides long. RefSeq names its product MAP kinase-activating death domain protein (gene Rab3-GEF). The coding region runs from base 401 to 6661 and encodes 2086 amino acids. The record is from RefSeq and is a predicted model, not a curated record. Gene Ontology annotation, biological process: regulation of apoptotic process; regulation of Rab protein signal transduction. Lineage: Eukaryota; Metazoa; Arthropoda; Insecta; Diptera; Drosophilidae. Gene Ontology annotation, cellular component: cytosol. Gene Ontology annotation, molecular function: guanyl-nucleotide exchange factor activity. The transcript is spliced from 22 exons.
GUAAUCAGUUAUACCACGGACAGCGCGCAGCACAGACGUUGAAACGGCAAUUGGAAAUAGCCUCUUAGUUAGUUGGAGCUGCAGUUGAGACGCUGACCGUGCAAAGCAAAAGAGUAGUAGUAAAUAAAUUACAGUUGUAAGAAGCGUUCAGCGUGAAACGCGCCUUUUUGUUAUAGUUGUUGCAGACUGUUCUUUUUUUUUCAUAUAUACAUAUAUAUUGUUGUUCUUUAAAUAACAUUUUGUAUGGUGUGUGAUUUACUGUUAUACACUUUUUGCGCCCAUGCAGCGCAACAAUUGUAAUAAAAGAAAAAUGUUGACGCAUUAAACUGUGUGAGAAUAAUAAUUGCCUGACGAACUGAAUCCCAACGAGCGAGGGUAGUGCGUAGUGAGUAUACCCAAAAUGUCGGAUCAACAGCGCGCCUCAUUAUGCCCGCGCCUCGUCGACUACAUGGCCAUUGUGGGUGCCCACACAACGCCGCCAAUGCCCAAGGGCAUGCAGGGCAGCAAGGCGCCGCCGGUGCAGGUGCCCGAUUUGCUGCGUCGCUAUCCGCCAUCGGAUCACGCCGACUUUCCGCUGCCACUGGAUAUGGUGUACUUUUGCCAGCCGGAAGGCUGCACCAGCGUGGGACCAAGACGCACUGGCUCCGCCAUACGCGACAUGACCUCGUUUGUGUUUGCGCUGACGGACAAGGAUUCGGGCAAGACGCGCUAUGGGAUCUGCGUCAACUUCUACAGGCCCAUUGAGCGACCUUGCUCGGCGGCGGGCGCUGAGCGUGGCGGUGCGGCUGGGAAUGGUGCUGGGGGCGGUCAUGGUGCUGGCGCUGGUGGUGGUGCAGGUGGCGGUGGGCGUGGCCGGCGCUCAUCCGCCUUUCGGCGGGAGUCGUGGCGUAAGAGCAUGGAGCGCAGCUCCGACUCGGCGUUUAGCAGUUACGGCCUCUUAACUACUUCUAGCGACUACAGAAGUAACGUAGCGCCCAGUGAUUCGGAUCGUGAACUGACCUCGCGUCGCGACUCUGACCAGCUGCGUCUUCAUUCGCAUCAUCAUCCAGCCUCCUCAGUGCCCAAACUGGGCCUGAUGGCACCAUCGGCUGACUCGGAAUCGGGCGGCAGUCAUUCACCAUCGCCACGGGCGUCACGUAAGCGCACCAAACUGCGCAAUCAAUCCCUAACAUCUCUCUGCAUCAUAUCACAUCAUCCAUUCUUCACCACCUUUCGCGAGUGCCUCUUCAUUCUGAAGAAGCUCAUCGACGCCUGCAACGAGUCGUCGUCGCCGAAGCGUGUGGGCGCCUCACAGAAACUCAAUCGGGACAAUGUGUGGACGGUGCUGACGGGGCACGUCAGUGAGGCGACACCCUCCAUUGUGCUGCACGAUGUGCGGGAGAUCGAGACGUGGAUAUUACGUUUACUCUCUACGCCGGUGCCGGUGCCAGGCUCUACGCGUGUCGAGGUGGAGGUGCUGUCGCCCACUGUACACGAACCGUUGCUGUUUGCAUUACCGGAUCACACGCGCUUUUCGCUCGUUGAUUUCCCGUUGCACUUGCCAUUGGAAUUGCUGGGUGUGGAGACCUGUCUGAAGGUGUGGACACUGAUAAUGCUGGAGAAUAAGGUGCUCUUCCAAUCGCGCGACUAUAAUGCACUCUCCAUGUCGGUAAUGGCGUUCGUAACAAUGCUAUACCCAUUGGAGUAUAUGUUCCCAGUCAUACCGUUGCUGCCCACAUGCCUCAGCUGUGCCGAGCAGCUGUUGCUCGCGCCCACGCCCUUUGUCAUCGGUGUGCCAGCUUCCUUUCUAAUCUAUAAAAAGAAUUUCAGGCUGCCCGAUGAUAUAUGGGUUGUGGAUUUGGAUUCUACCAAGCUGACACCACCAACGGGUGGCUACGAUGAGAUACCUCCCUUGCCCGAACCGGAGGGCACUAUACUGAAGAAUCAUCUGAAGCAGGCUAUGCUACUUAUGGAUGAAGCUGGACUUGGUGCUUUGACAUCGAUGACAGCAUCCAAUCAGGCUGUCUCAUCACAGCAGCUGCUGCCCUCGGUGCGGGAUAGUCUCCAGGAGCCGCCAUUAUUGGGGGUAUCCCAAGUGCGUUUGCCUUUGCAAACGCCUCCGCAUUCCGCCCAUGCCAGCCAGCGUAAUUCGGUGUCUGCCCAGGGCGCCAUGUUGUCCCGCCAGCCUAGUCCAAUGAAUUCGCCAGCCCUGAAUCCAUUUGUCUAUGGCACCGAUGUGGAUUCGGUGGAUGUGGCCACACGUGUGGCAAUGGUCCGGUUCUUCAAUGCCCAAAAUACGUUGGCAAACUUCGCCGAACAUACGCGCACACUUCGUCUAUAUCCUCGGCCCGUUGUCGCCUUCCAGAUCAAUAGCUUUCUACGUUCACGUCCCCGUGCCUCGAUCUUCCUCAAUCAGUUUGCACGCACGCAGGCCGUUGAGUUCCUGGCGGAAUGGUCGCUAACUCCCACAAAUGUUGCCUUCCUGCGUGUGCAGACGGGUGUCAUGGAUCCCAUGCAGGUGGGCGAUAAGCCCAAGUGGUUCGCCCACAGUCUAACACCCAUACGCUUCUCCGUGUGGGACGAUGGCAGCUCGUUGAAUGGCGCGCUGCGCUCUCUCAAACAGCUCGAGUGCCAGCCCACGGAUGAGAGCGGCUCGGAUUCGGAGGGUGCCGACAGCAGCAGCUCUUCGUAUAGUUCGUUAAGUGAUUUUGUCUCCGAGAUGGCGUCUUCGGAUCUGUCGCCCAGUCUACACGACGUUUUCGGCUCCUACAAUCGGCCGCAUGUCGUGCCGCAAACAUUAUCCUCAAAUCUGGAUCCGGCUCUCGUUUAUCAUCCGCCCAGUAAGCUACAGUAUCCGGAGGGUCUGGCCGGACCCGCGAAAAGCAAGAACGAUGAAGAGCGAGCCGAUUCGCCAGUGUCUUCCUCAUCGAGUCGCUCGGACUUGAGUUCGCCCAGUUUCAAUCGUGACUCAGAGUUUGACUUCCAGCCCAAGUCAGGGCAGCAGCCAACGGCGGCUGCACCGGGCGCCUUUGAGCUGGCCACGCCACUGGCUAUGCGACUCGAGGCGACCAUCAAGAUGGCCAGUCUGGAGGCGGAGUCGGAUACAACAUCCACGGUGACUGGCAAGAGCAUAGCCAGCAACAAAUUGCAGCGUAAUACCAGCGAUGUGGAGCGUGCGGAGAAAAAGAUACCGCCACCGCUCACACCGCCCGUCAAGCAGCCGGGUGUUAGCAAUAUAUUGGCCCGUACAGGAAGUUCCGGUUCCAGUUCCAGUAGUCCGGGUCGCCAGAGCUCGCAGAGUUCGCUGUUCGAGAACUUUGCAUCACACGCCAAGGAGCUGGUGCGGGAGACGACGCGCCAGAGCAGCCAGGAGGGUCUGCUCGCCCACGUCGACAAGCAUGCACUGGACGAAGAUCUAGAUGACAAAAUGCGACACACCUUCGAAAAGUUUACGCUGCAUGCGAAGAAGGCGGCUGGUGAGGCCUCCAAGCAGGCGCUGGAGGUGUCUAAGCAGGCAGCCGGCGUUAGCAAAAACACUUUGGAGGAUCUCACCUAUGUGGGCAAGUCGACUUUGGGUGAUCUAACCAAGACGGCCAAGGAGGCGGCCACCAAGAAGGGCAUCAUCAAGAUUGACGAACAUGGUCAGGCAGUUGCUGGCACAAGCAAUGCUCCCUCCAUGACCAACUCGCAGCUGGCCACACAGAAGCAGGUGCAACAAGCCGGCGGAGGCAACAAUUUCUUUUCCUCCAUUGGCACCGACUUCAAUGGAUUGGCCUCCUCUACAACAACCAUGUUCUCGGGCAUGUUUGGCAAGAAGAAUCAACAGAAGCAGGCGGCAGUGCAUCAUAAGCCGGCUAAUGCAUCCUCGCCUAAGAAUAAGGCGGGCAUCAACUUUGAUCCUUUUCCCAGUCGCAAAGGACUCGUCGAGCGUACGCCACUUAUUAAGCAUGCGGGCCCUCGACAAACGCAGGAGGAUCUAACGCGUCAACAGAACCAGGAACGUUCGCAUAGCAAUGCCGAGAAUCAGGCAUUCCUCAAGGAUGUCACCACCCAGGUGCUGGCGGGCGAGGGCAUAGGUUGGCUAAAGCUCAAUCGUUUCAAGAAACUGAUGGAGGAUGAAUCCUAUCGCACGCUAGUCCUUAGCAAACUAAACAAGACGCUGGACAAGAAAAUAGCCCCAGACGAUCAUAUUGAUGAUGUGUGUGUUACCAAGCCCGUGUGGAAGGGCAUGCUGAAGUGUGUGCAAGCCAUUGCUGGCGGUCUGGAUGUGACAUUUAGCAACUUUGGACUCGGUGGCAUGGCCUCGGUGUUCCAGCUAAUGGAGGUGGCGCACACACAUUACUGGAGCAAGGAAAUUAAUGAGGGCAGCGAUAUGUCAUCCAGUUUGCUGUCCAGUCAUGCGGCCAGUCCCAUGGGCAGUCGUGAGAAUCUACGUUCGCCGAGCAGCCCGAAUGGCUCCCAUUCGGGGCUGGGCAGUGAGUGGGCUUCGCCACAGGAGUCGCGCAAGAGCUCAACGCAUACGGCUCUUCCGACCCCGCAAUCAACAGCAGCAGCGCGUCGCCUGUCGUCGACUGAUAGUCAGGAUGGGCAGUCGACCACGGAGAUGUUCAAGGAUAUGUUGUCGCAGAAGAGAAGUGCCUUGAAGAAUAUGCUGACCUCGUUCGAUUCCGAUGCUGCUGGCUCCACGGGCGCGCUAUCCGUAGUCAGUGAUCUGCUACCAGCUGGCAGUUUGAGCGUUCGCAUGCCAUCCAGCUGCCGUUCCACAGUCUCAGACACCGAAUACGAAAAUACCACCACAUCGAAGGACUCGAAAAAGAGCACCGGAAAUCUAUGGUCGGGCAAGUCGACGCUCAGCGCCGGCUUCCGCUAUACGGGCGGACAUUUAAUAAAUACCUCGUCCUCACCAUCGCCUGAUAGUCCGCGGGUAUAUCUGUUUGAGGGCCUGCUAGGCAAGGAUCGGCUCAAUCUCUGGAAUCAAAUGCAGUUCUGGGAGGAUGCCUUCUUGGAUGCUGUCAGCCAGGAGCGUGAUAUGAUCGGAAUGGAUCAGGGACCCAUUGAAAUGAUGGAGCGCUAUAAGUCACUAAGUGAGUCGGAACGCAAACGUCUCGAGCACGAUGAGGAUCGCUUGCUGAGCACCAUGCUCUACAAUCUGACCGCCAUCUUGGUGAUGUUGAAUGUGCCCAAGGAUGAGAUAAGACGCAAAAUACGCCGCCUCCUGGGAAAGAGUCAUAUCGGGCUGGUCUACUCGCAGGAGGUGCAUAAUGUGGUCGAUCAGAUCAACAAUCUGAACGGCAAUGACAUAGAUUUGAAGCCUUUGGGCUCACGACUGCUACACCGUCAGAGCUUUACGGUGCAUCAGGGCAUCGAUGUGAAUGGUCCGUUGCGGUUCAUGGAGGUGCGUGACGAUGGUCUGGUGUUGCGCUCCGUGGAUGGCACAAUUGUGGAGCGUUGGUGGUAUGAGCGUCUGGUCAAUAUGACCUAUUCGCCAAAGACCAAGUUGCUCUGUCUGUGGCGUCGCAACGGCGGACAGACACAGCUACACAAAUACUAUACACGCAAGUGCAAGGAGCUGUAUAAUUGCAUCAAGGAGGCCAUGGAACGCGGCGGCACGCCCACAAAUGUGCCCGAAUUGGGCGGUGAGUUUCCUGUGCAGGAUAUGAAUACAGGCGAGGGUGGAUUGCUGCAGGUCUGUCUCGAGGGUGUCGGUUUGUUGUUCUCCAACAGCAAGUUCUUUGUGCGUUUGGAUCAUAUACGCAAGUGUUUUACACAAAAGGGUGGCAUAUUCGUACUGGAGGAGUAUAAUCCCAAGACACGCAAUCUCAUACAGCGUAAAUAUCAGUCAAGCAUGUCGGAUCAGAUAUGCUACUCGGUGCUGUGCGUCUUCAGCUAUGUGGCCGCUGGCCAGGAUCAGAAGAAGAAUCCGGUGGUUAUCACACCACAAAUCCAGGACAUACACGCACAGCAGAAGCAGAAGCAUCAACAGCAGCAGCAGCAGCAGAAGACCAACGCCGCAACAGCAACAGCAGCAACAACAGCAACAGCAGCAACAGCAGCAGCAGCAGCAGCAGCAACAGCUGCCACAGCAACUGCUCCGACAACUGCAGCAACAACAACAACAGCAGCAGCAGCAACAAGUGCUGCAACUGCUAGCAGACAGCAGCCAGGCCAUAUAACCAUACGGCAUACGGUGCCCAUGCAGAAGCCCAGCAUCACCAUGUCCACAGUUCAGCCGCAAGCAAAGUUGCCAGCGGCUAUGGCCGCGGCCAGUCCGCAGUUGCCGCAGCUGCCGCCGCGCGUGCCCUCGCAGGCCUCCACAGAGAGCUGCUCGCCGCCAGCGAAGCUGCGCGGUCCGCCGCCCGGGCCGCCACCGGCCAUACCGCCACGCACGGGCGCCAUAGCGCGCAGCGGCUCGGUGCAAGCGUCGCCGAGUCGCAGCUUUGUGCGCCAGGCGUCGGCGAACUCAACGAUGCCGCAGUACACGCCACAGCCGCCGCCGCCAUUUGUCAUACCCAAGCGUUUGGCACGCGCCUCUACGCUGACAGCUGCAUCGCAGCAGCAGCACCACCACCACCAGCAACAGUCGCUGCACCAUCAGCAACAGUUGCCGCUGCACCAGCAGCCGUUGCCCGAAACCGGCUCGAGCUCGACCUCGCACUCGCCUCAGGCCCAUCGCAAGCACUGACGAAGGAGUUCGUUCUUUAAGUUCAGCGGUGCGGGCGGCGGAGGCGGCCCCACUGGGGAGGAGCCGCAUCUGGAGCCGCACAGACGCGACGUCUGUCGCACCAUUUGCAUACCCUGGCUGUAAGCCAGCUAAAGAAUCGGGCAUGCACAGCUACUAGCUUCGGCCAGUCGAAGCUUUCGUAUCCUUGCAGAGUCUCAUUCAAUUAGUCUAGAAUUUCCUUGUUUCACACACAUGAUGUUCCUAUAAGGCUAACAAUCGUCCGAUAUGUAAGAAUAUAUACACACAUAUAUGUAGAUAGCAUAUAUACCGUAGCUUAGAUUCUGUUCAAGUUGAUUUUAGCUAUGUAGCUAUACAUAUAUAUGUAUGUGUAUGUAUAUGUUAUAUAUAGUUAAGAAUAUGUACCAAUGCGCUGUAUGUACUAGACAUUCCUCCUAUAUAUAUAUAUACAUAUAUACGAGAAUUUUGCUUCUAGAACACAGUUCUGUGGGUUUGGCUUGGAUUGGAUUUCGAUUCAGAGAACUUUCUUAGUAUAAUAAGUGAAAGUUCAUUCUGAAUAUAUUAGAUAUUCCUAAGAUAUUCCAUAUAUAUAAAUACGUGUAAGCGAUAUAGUUGUAGAAUUCUGAUAUACUUCAUAUAGCUGUCGAAAGAUGAGUAUUUUGAUAUUGUUCAGUUACCUGAACAAAGAAAUUUUUAAUGUAUAUGCCUAAUAUAGUCUAUAUAUUAGAUGGAUAUUUCUACAUAUAUCAGAUUAGGAUAUAUAUGAUAUCCCUUUUUAAUCGUCUGAAAUGAAAUUUGUUUUUCGCAGCUUUUAAAUAUUUGCAAAAUAUCUUUAAGAGACAUUAUAGAUUCUCCAAUAUCUUCUAUUGAAUUCAAAAGGCAUUUGGUAACUCCAUUUCGGCUUGAAGUAUAUCAAUAUGGUAUAAGUUUUAACUUAUUUUUAAAAUAUAGAUUCAACUCAAUAUAUUUUAGGCGAGCUCCAGUGUGGGCUCUUCAUACUCUCCACCCGCAGAAUAAAUUCUACAUAUAUUGUAGCACUUAGUCAAGAUUCCUGAAAUUCCAGAAAUUCCUGAUGCUCGCUUUACAAAAUAUAGAUAUAAACGAUCCGAACCGAUUCGAUUUUAUUCGAUUCAGUGUCUAAGCCCUUGCUUGUUCCUACGGCACCUGUCGAUCCGUUAGCUAUGAGUUAUAUAUAAAGUAUACCAAAUAUAUAUAUAUAUGCGUAAAUAAAGUACGAUUUAUUGAGAACAUUGUUAACUAUAUAAAUACUUGUUGAAAAAAAAAAAAAAAAGAAAAACUAUUCUAACUAACCUGCUGCAAGGGUAUUUUGUUAGGUAAAUUUAAGCAAAAGAAAGAACCCCUUAUUCAUGCUCUACGAUAUAGACGUAUAGAUAUGUUAUACAACUAUAUACAUAUAUAUCUACGAUAUUUGAUGUUAAUCAAUACUAGCCUAGGCUUAUCAUAUCAUAUACAACUCGCAACACACACUUUAGCUGGUUGGGCAUUUCGCGUAUGUGUUGGGCGAUGUAUAUAAGUAAAUGGAUAUAUAGAUAAAUCGAAUAUGGGCACAAAAUAUAACAACACAAAAGGUAAUUGAAGGCAAUCUAGAUAGGGAAAUGUAACAUACCAAAAGAAAAACAAACAAAAAGCAGAUAAUAAUUAUAUAUACCUUAUAUAUACUUAUAUAACUAAUCCAAAUG